This is a messenger RNA of Antechinus flavipes (yellow-footed antechinus), 2565 nucleotides long. RefSeq names its product cornulin (gene CRNN). Lineage: Eukaryota; Metazoa; Chordata; Mammalia; Dasyuromorphia; Dasyuridae. Gene Ontology annotation, molecular function: transition metal ion binding; calcium ion binding. Gene Ontology annotation, biological process: regulation of phosphatidylinositol 3-kinase/protein kinase B signal transduction; cellular response to cytokine stimulus; positive regulation of cell cycle G1/S phase transition. Gene Ontology annotation, cellular component: cytoplasm. The record is from RefSeq and is a predicted model, not a curated record. The transcript has 3 exons. The coding region runs from base 1 to 2565 and encodes 854 amino acids.
AUGCCUCAGUUGCUUGGAAACAUCGAUGGGAUCAUCCAGGCCUUCACCCGUUAUGCCAAAACUGAGGGUGAUUGUACUACACUGACCCGUGGGGAGCUCAAAAAGCUCUUGGAGCAGGAGCUUGCUGAUGUCAUUGUGAAACCCCAUGAUCCUGCCACAGUAGACCAAGUCUUCCGCCUACUGGAUGAAGAUUCCAAAGGGACUGUGGAUUUUAAAGAGUUUCUUUUGUUGGUAUUUAAAGUGACACAGGCUUGCUACAAGACACUAAAUGAAAAUCCUGAAGGAGCUUGUGGAACUCAAGAGCCAGGAAGUCAGCACCCUGGGAGCACUCAGCAGAUGAGGGAUGAUCACACCAGCACAGGAAGAGUUGAGAGAGAACAAGACCAUAAAAGGAAUAGAGAAGAAGAGCGGACAUUUCCAGGACAAAAUAGAAACAACCUGACCACAGGGACUCAGACUCGGGGACAAGACUUUACUUCUACUCAAGUAUGUGGUCAGGAUAGGCAGCCUGAAACCCAGGAACAGAAGAGAGGAAUCCAGCAGAUUAGAGACAAAACUGAAGGGCAGAGACAGACUGAGACGGGUACCAGGCAGACCAGGGAACAAGGCAGGACCCAUCAGACAAAUGAGACUGUAACUGGAGGUCAGUCUCAGAUUCCCACUGGUACCACUCAGACCAGAGAACAAGGUAGGACCCAUCAGACAAGUGAUACCCUGACUGGAGGUCAAUCUCAGACUCAUACUGGUACCACUCAGACCAGAGAACAAGGCAGGACCCAUCAGACAAGUGAUACCCUGACUGGAGGUCAAUCUCAGAUUCACACUGGUACCACUCAGACCAGAGAACAAGGCAGGACCCAUCAGACAAGUGAUACCCUGACUGGAGGUCAAUCUCAGACUCACACUGGCCCCACACAGACCAGAGAACAAGGCAGGACCCAUCAGACAAGUGAUACCCUGACUGGAGGUCAAUCUCAGACUCACACUGGCCCCACACAGACCAGAGAACAAGGCAGGACCCAGCAGACAAGUGAUACCCUGACUGGAGGUCAAUCUCAGACUCACACUGGUACCACUCAAACUAGAGAACAAGGCAGGAUCCAUCAGACAAGUGAUACCCUGACUGGAGGUCAAUCUCAGACUCACACUGGUACCACACAGACCAGAGAACAAGGCAGGACCCAGCAGACAAGUGAUACCCUGACUGGAGGUCAAUCUCAGACUCACACUGGUACCACUCAAACUAGAGAACAAGGCAGGACCCAUCAGACAAGUGAUACCCUGACUGGAGGUCAAUCUCAGACUCACACUGGUACCACUCAAACUAGAGAACAAGGCAGGACCCAUCAGACAAGUGAUACCCUGACUGGAGGUCAAUCUCAGACUCACACUGGUACCACUCAAACUAGAGAACAAGGCAGGACCCAUCAGACAAGUGAUAACCUGACUGGAGGUCAAUCUCAGACUCAUACUGGUACCACUCAGACCAGAGAACAAGGCAGGACCCAUCAGACAAGUGAUACCCUGACUGGAGAUCAAUCUCAGAUUCAUAUUCAUAUUUCUCACUCUGGGAAACAGGAUCAGAGCCAUCAUAAAACUGAGUGGAUGACUGGAGGUCAGUCUCAGGUUCACCCUGGCACCUCUCAGAUAAGAGAACCAGACAGGACCCAUCAGUCUAUGACUGGAGGUCAGUCUCAGACAGGGAUCACUCAGGACAGAAACCAUGAGACAGGGUAUACUGUCGAUGAACGGUGGGAAACUGGCUAUGGCCACUCUAGAGGAACUGAGACCCCUGGCACCUCUCAGAUAAGAGAACCAGGCAGGACCCAUCAGUCUAUAACUGGAGGUCAGUCUCAGACAGGGAUCACUCAGGACAGAAGCCAUGAGACAGGGUAUACUGUCGAUGAACGGUGGGAAACUGGCUAUGGCCACACUAGAGGAACUGAGACCCCUGGCACCUCUCAGAUAAGAGAACCAGGCAGGACCCAUCAGUCUAUAACUGGAGGUCAGUCUCAGACAGGGAUCACUCAGAACAGAAGCCAUGAGACAGGGUAUACUGUCGAUGAACGGUGGGAAACUGGCUAUGGCCACUCUAGAGGAACAGAGACCCAAGGACAGGACCAGAUAACAAGAGGAACAGUGGUAGGGGGACAGACUCAGACUCAAGCAGGGGAAUGGGACCAGACCCAGGCAGGAUGUAGUCAGAGAUGGGGGCAAGAAAGGAACCAACAAACAAGAGGCCAAGGUCACAGCCAGAUGGGGAGCUCUUUGUCUGGGAGACAGGACUACAGUGGAAGUCAGACAAGUUGCAGUGUGACAGGAGGGUUACUGGAGAAUGAUGACUGCCAGACCCAAGAGCCCACUAUUGGAGGACAGGACUGGAACAGACAGCAGACAAGGGAGACAGUGGUUGAACAGCAGGAUCAGAGAAGUCUACAGACAAGCGAAUCAGAAACUCAUGGGCAGAAAACUGCUCAGCUUGGAGGAGCAAGCCAGGCUCAGGGAGGAAAGCGAGGUCUCACUGCCCAGAGCCUCUACUCCUACUUCAAAGGUAACAAGCCAUGA